This is a messenger RNA of Daldinia loculata, 5164 nucleotides long. Its product is annotated as beta and beta-prime subunits of DNA dependent RNA-polymerase. Lineage: Eukaryota; Fungi; Ascomycota; Sordariomycetes; Xylariales; Hypoxylaceae. The record is from RefSeq and is a predicted model, not a curated record. Gene Ontology annotation, molecular function: DNA binding; DNA-directed RNA polymerase activity. Gene Ontology annotation, biological process: DNA-templated transcription. The coding region runs from base 313 to 4773 and encodes 1486 amino acids. The transcript has 2 exons.
GGAUGGUGGGGCACGAACUAGAAUGACUCUAACCGCAUCUCAGGUAGCCUGAGUUUUCGCGAAACUAAAAUUUCCAUUUCCAUCGAAUCGAGCUUCGUUUCUACACUUCAACGUGGCGGCAAGUGGUCUUUUUACUGUACCCUCCUCUUAUCCUCCUUAUCCUAACGAUUUACUUCAACUACUGUAUGGAAUGAAUCGUCUCCUACUCACAGCGAUUGCGGCGCGCAACAAAAUACCUGAUUCCGACUGACCUUAAGACCCCUCUCGCGAAAGAGCUUUCUUGCGACGCGCCCGUCGUAAAUACUACGGAAAAUGGCUACCACCACUAUCACCGCCUCGGCUGCGCCGGUCAAACACCAGGUCGUGGAUAAACUUCCCAAGAAAUUCAGGCAGAUCAAGUUCGGCAUCCAGUCUAAUCAAGACAUUGUCAAUCAAGCUGUCAUAGAAGUUUCCGAUCGAACUAUGUACGAUAUUGACAGGGGCAGAGAACCAACACAGAAUGGUAUACUUGACAAAAGACUGGGGACGUCGAGCAAGACAGGUAUAUGCUCAACAUGUGGCCUUCGUUUACAAGACUGCACUGGUCACUUUGGCCACAUCCGACUACCUCUACCGGCCUUUCACAUCGGUUAUAUCAAGUUUACGAUAACGAUCUUGCAGAAUAUAUGCAAAGACUGCUCACGGGUGUUGUUAACGGAGCCAGAACGACGAAUGUUUCUCAAGGAGUUGAGAAGACCUUUUAUCGACAACAUGCGACGAAGCGCUAUAUGCAAAAAGAUCAAUACGCAAUGUAGAAAGACGAAGAAUUGCCCAUACUGUGGCGCGGUGAAUGGUCAAAUUAGAAAAGUUGGAGCUCUUAAAAUUGUCCAUGACAAGUUCGUUGCAUACAAUAAGUCAACGUCACAGAAGAAGCAGCCUCCGCCAAGUAAGAUUGAGUUUGAUAACUCCUUUCUGGAGGCUAAGAAACAUGUCCACGACCUUGAUAAGCAUUUGAGGAAGGCUUUUGAGGAUUUAAAUCCCCUCAGGGUUCUGAAUUUGUUUAAGCAGAUCAGCCCUACCGAUUGCGAGUUACUUGGACUUGAUCCUUCAGAGGGACGGCCUGAAAUGUUCUUAUGGCAAUAUCUCCCUGCCCCUCCCGUGUGCAUUCGACCAUCCGUAGCCCAGGAGGGUGCGAGUAAUGAAGACGACCUGACAACCCGUCUUGGAGACAUAGUAUGGGCAUGUGGUCUCAUCCGUGCUGCGCUGGAAAAGGGCACUGCUCUCCAGACCAUCAUGGAACAGUGGGAAUAUAUGCAACUGCAAAUUGCGGUAUAUGUAAACAGCGAUGUUCCCGGUCUACAGAGUAGUGGUAUGAAAACGACGAGGGGUGUAUGCCAGCGUUUGAAAGGAAAGCAGGGUCGAUUCCGUGGUAAUCUGUCCGGAAAGCGUGUCGACUUCUCUGGUCGAACUGUCAUCUCACCCGAUCCAAACCUAGCUAUUAAUCAGGUUGCCGUACCCGAGCUCGUCGCCAAGAACCUCACAUAUCCCGAAAGAGUCAACCGCGCAAACAUCAAUAAACUAAAGCAAUGCAUACUAAACGGCCCUUACGUGUGGCCAGGAGCCCAGGCCAUCCUAAAACAAGACGGUGACCAGGCAUUCAAAGUGUCCUUAAGAUUUGCAGACAAGGAAUCAGCCGCCAGAGAUUUGCGCGAAGGAGACAUAGUUGAACGACAUCUCGAGGACAAUGAUAUUGUCCUGUUCAAUCGACAGCCAUCACUUCACAAACUUAGUAUUAUGAGCCAUUUUGCCAAAGUUCGACCAUGGAGAACCUUUCGCCUCAAUGAAUGUGUAUGCGGACCAUACAAUGCCGAUUUUGAUGGAGACGAGAUGAAUCUCCAUGUUCCCCAGACGGAAGAGGCUCGUGCUGAAGCCAUGGAACUCAUGGGUGUAAAGCACAAUCUAGCGACGCCGAAGAAUGGAGAGCCUAUUAUUGCAGCAACACAGGAUUUCAUUACAGCUGCAUAUCUGCUUAGUAGCAAAGAUAAUUUCUACGAUCGCAGGACGUUUACCUAUGUAGUGAUGCAAAUGAUGGACGGUGUCACUCAUCUCGACCUUCCCCCUCCAGCUAUUUUUGCUCCUAAGCGACUUUGGACUGGAAAGCAAGUCUUCAGUAUGCUUAUGCGUCCGAACAAGGCCUCACCAGUUAAAGUCAACCUUGAUGCCAAGUGCAAAGAAUUCUCCGAGCCAGAGCCACUUCAGCCAGGCCAAAAGCCUCCGGCCCCGGAUAUGUGCCCGAACGAUGGCUGGCUAGUUGUGAGAAAUUCGGAAGUCAUGUGCGGCAGGAUGGACAAGUCCACUGUGGGGGCAGGCAAGAAGGAGUCUAUUUUUUAUGUCAUUCUAAGAGAUUUUGGUCCGGACGCAGCCGUAACGACGAUGAAUCGAUUAGCCAAGCUCUGUGCGCGAGUGUUGACGAAUCGUGGCUUCUCAAUCGGUAUCGGCGAUGUUUACCCUACUGCAUCUCUUACCGAACAGAAGCAAGCGCUCGUAGAGGAUGCGUACCAACAGUCAGAUGUCUUUAUCGAGCAAUUCAAUGCGAAUAAACUACAGAAAGCAGCAGGAUGUAGUAUGGAAGAAACAUUAGAAAACAAGAUUUCCGGCACCCUCAGCAAAGUUCGUCAAGCCGCGGGAGACUAUUGUAUCAAGACAUUGAGUAAAAACAAUGCUCCUUGGAUUAUGGCUUCGUCUGGAUCGAAGGGCUCGGUUAUCAACGUCGCUCAAAUGGUUGCCGUUGUCGGACAGCAAAUUAUCGGUGGAAAACGUGUAGCUGAUGGCUUCCAAGAUCGAACCCUUCCACACUUCCAUAAGAACACCCGCCAAGCCCCGGCAAAGGGGUUCGUUCGAAACAGCUUUUACACUGGUCUAGUGCCAACCGAAUUCUUAUUCCACGCUAUUUCUGGAAGAGAAGGUCUGGUCGACACGGCCGUCAAAACUGCAGAAACCGGAUAUAUGUCUCGUCGUUUAAUGAAGUCGCUGGAAGAUCUUUCAACUCAAUAUGAUGAUACCGUCAGAACCUCGGGCGGAGGUGUAGUACAAUUCCAGUUCGGCGCAGACAAGCUCGAUCCCGUCGACAUGGAAGGUAAAGCUGUGCCAGUCAACUUCGCUCGAACUUGGUCCCAUGCCGAAAAUCUCACUUGGAAAAAUUCCGAUAAAGCGUUGUUACCUUUUGAGAUCCUGGAGCUUUGCGACUCCAUCCUCAAAAAGGAACGCGACCGCUAUCAGAGACGAGGAUUGUUACACGGAGAACCACUAGAAUACAGAGACGACAGCGACUAUGCUAUUGACGAGCAUGAGAGUGCUCGAAAGUUCCUCGACACCGUCUAUGGGCAUAUGGAGGGUUUAGCGAAGAAGUUAUCUAAAUUCCGAGCAGCUGGAGGUCUCGAACCUAUGCUUACCAAACCUAAUGGAUCAUUAGCGACAAUACACAAGAAGGAAAGGGGCGCAGUCUUCGCAGUUCCAAAACUAGCGUCGGAGAGGGUCGCAAAGGUCUCCGAACGCACGGUUAGAAAGUUCAUUGCGCUAUGCCUAGAGAAAUAUUCUAAAGCGCGUGUCGAACCGGGCCAUGCAGUAGGAGCAGUGGGUGCUCAGUCAAUCGGUGAGCCAGGAACGCAGAUGACCCUGAAGACUUUCCAUUUUGCUGGUGUUGCCGGAAUGAGUAUUACACAAGGUGUACCACGUAUCAAGGAAAUCAUCAACGCCUCAAAGUUGAUCAGCACGCCAGUUAUCACCUGUCCCCUGCAAAACAAUAGACAGAUUGAGGUGGCACAUCUUGUGAGAGCAAGAAUUGAGAAGACAUAUAUCGAGGAUAUUAUUCGAUACGUUGAUGACGAAUGGGGGCCACACAGGGCAUUUAUUACCCUUCAUAUCAACACUGAGGCCCUAGAAGGAAUGCAUCUUGGUAUCGGCCUUGAGGACAUUAAAUGCGCCAUUUACAAACAAAAGAAGCUGAAGAUCCCAGAUUCGGAUAUUGAAGUAUUCGAACAAGAUGCAACUAUUGAGAUAACCGUGAGACCCCCAGACGCUGAUUCCUUGGCCAAACGAGCACCCAAAAGCAAAGCGGCGAUCGCAGAGGCGGCAGCUGACUUGCUCGUUCGAGUGAGCCACCUCAAGCGUGUAUUGCCGUCAGUUCCAAUCUCUGGAUAUCCAGAUGCUACCCGUGCAAUCAUCCAGACUGAAGAAGACAAGAAAGACAAUAAAAUCAACUACUAUACCGUACUAGUCGAGGGUUAUGGUCUCCGACAGUGCAUAAAUACUGAAGGUGUUAUCGGUACCAAGGUCCGUACGAACAGCAUUCUUGAAUGUCGGGACGUCCUUGGCAUCGAAGCAGCACGAAGUACCAUCGCCGCAGAAAUCUCGAGUGUCAUGGGCGAUAUGGACAUCGAUCCGCGACAUAUGGAGCUGUUAGCCGACGUCAUGACGUAUAAGGGUGAGGUUCUUGGUAUUACUCGGUUCGGUCUAUCCAAGAUGCGAGACAGCGUAUUGCAACUAGCAUCAUUUGAGAAGACGGCAGACCACCUGUUCGAUGCCGCGGCUGGAAUGAAGGCAGAUCGUAUCGAGGGCGUGAGUGAGAAGAUCAUCAUGGGACAGACUAUGUCAGUUGGUACAGGCGCGUUCCAAAUGGUACGGUACCUAGGCCACAGAGAUGAGCAUUUUAAGCAACUACCAACUGCUUUCGAAGAUGCCUGGACGGAUGAGCAGGAUCUGUAUCGCAAAGUUAAGAAGCGGACCAAGAUAUAGUUGACAGGUUUUGAAGGGAAGUUCUUAGGUUCUACAUCUGUUCGGGCGUUGGCAUUGUUAAUUUGAAAUAAGUUCGAGGGCAAUUUGUAAAGUACUCAUAGGACUAGCUAUGAUUGAAGUAAUGAAUACAUAAUGCCUAUGGUGUAUAGGUAGGUAGUUAGGUAUUUACUUACCUAGAGGCAGUCUUCUUUAAUAUAGAGCCAACAAGAAAUGACGCAAGAUGGAGUACCAUUUUUCGUAAAACAAUCUCUUUACGUCAAAGAAUUUACGCCUAGUGUUAGGUAAGGGUUGUUCAAGCAUUUAAGGGGUGAAAUCGAGGUUUCGAGACAUUACUACUACACAUGCUGUCUCGUUAUAUCAUGGUCAAUUAUGGCCAAAACCUUUGUCUGAU